CCUACAGUGGGUAUGCGCCAUCGUAAAGGGAAAUCCAAUCCUGUCCAAUCUACGCGCCUUUGUUAGCGAGCAAACAAGAUUUCCUGAAAAAGAUGACCACAAUUACGCUGAGAAGCUUCUCGUCGGGGCGCAAGCCUUCAAAGAGGACGUACGACGUAGCGAGCAGGAGAGACGGAAAACGGUUCAAGAUAUGGCCAGAGGUUCAUAAGAAUUUCACGUCGCAGAAGCGUUCCGUCGCCCUGGAGGAUCUGUCGGCGUCUCCUUCACCGCACACCACCCCAUUGCUCGACUCUCCAGAGGCAAAAGACGUGGACCGCGGUUUUCGUCGCCGCUGGCAGCACUUGGAACGUGGUGACUUCGACGACGAGGACGAGCGCGUGUCCGAAGCCCACUGGGCUAUCGUGGCUGCCGUCGUGUCCUCCACGAGCAUCGUCAUUGCCUUCUUCGUGUUCGUCGCGCUUGCGUUCCAUGCUCGCGCCGACGUGGUCGCAGUCAGGCACCGCGCCAGCAGGCCGCAAGAAUUCGCCAGCCCUGUGCUCGCACAGCUCAUCGCCUAUGGCGAGAACGUCACUGUGCCUGCGGCACCUGCUAAAUCCUACAGGCCACAAAUGUCCUCUAAAUUGAUGGCCAUGGGGGAUGCAGAUGUGCAGUGUUCAGCAGAGGCAGUGACGACCAGGGCAGCAGCGGUAGCAGCAAUAAUCACGGGGUCUUCCGCACAAGCUGCGAGUUCAAAUGUUUCGCGAAAGGACUGCAACCCACCUGAAUGCGGUUGAAGUGACAUGGCAGGGCCCAGUAUAUUCGCAGAAAAUGUUUCUGUUGAAUACACUGGGUUGAAAACUUCUGUUGAAACCGUGCUACGUGAACCUUUGCUGGAGCUGUUGAACAAUCGGUUACCGCCAGCCUUGCCAUUCUUUUUAACAUUUGAAUAUUUCGUUGAUGGCUAGGCUCGUUCUUUCUGAUGUGCUCUUGUACCAUGCAUUGCAAAAAAUUAUUGGGGUUAAAUGUAUUUCGAGUAUACGUGGUUGACGUAUACGAAGAGGUUUGAAAUUUUUUAUAAUUCACAUCAUUCUAGAUUUAUUUUUCCGGUGUCAACACACAUUUGCACCAUUUUUUCAGUAAAUAUAUAUGGGAAUCCAAAUAAACCUAAUGUUGGGCCCAAGUAA
Messenger RNA from Dermacentor albipictus, 1163 nucleotides. RefSeq lists its product as uncharacterized. NCBI's taxonomy places the organism in Eukaryota, Metazoa, Arthropoda, Arachnida, Ixodida, Ixodidae. The record is from RefSeq and is a predicted model, not a curated record.